Messenger RNA from Protopolystoma xenopodis, 666 nucleotides. The record is from the annotation of a GenBank genome assembly. Lineage: Eukaryota; Metazoa; Platyhelminthes; Monogenea; Polystomatidea; Polystomatidae.
AUGUGGCCGAAAAUUGUCUGUGGCUACGACGCCGGGGGUCUGCAAAUUCGAUUGCCCCAGACGGUACUGUGGCUCCUCCUCUUCAACGCUAUGGUUGCCGAGUCGGCCAGACCGAGCUGGUUCUUAGAAGGCGGCCCGCUGCAGUUGCAAAGAUGGCUGCAGGGGCGGCCUAGUCUGCCUGAGGACGCCUGCUUGGAGAUCCGCAACAACGAACGACUCGACUGCAACCCAGAGACUGGCGCCUCACAAAAACAGUGCGAAGAUCGAGGCUGUUGCUGGCUGGCGCCGAGUCCCGGCAUAAAUGGAAUGCCUCACUGCUUCUUUCCGGCCGGUUAUCCGAGCUUCAGGGCGGUUCGGGUGGCCGAAACAGAGCGCGGCUAUCGAGUGAGUCUGGAGAAACAGGGGCCCAAAUACAUGCCGGAGGAGGAGUUCACUCGCGCCCAGGCCGAGGUCACCUACGAGACUGCCAGUCGUCUGAGAAUCCGCAUCACCAUGCCCGAGGUCUCACCGGACCGCUGGGAGCCGCCGAUCCCAUUGUCCCGACCGGACAAACAGGCGCCAAAAAGACGUGACUACAAACUGGUGUUCGAGGAGAAGCCGUUCGGCCUAAAGGCAAGUCGCCCAUGCAUCACCAUCAUCCUUUGGAUAGUCUUUAAGUCCUGUUGA